AUGGCUUUAUCCUCGACAGUCGAGAAGGACAUUGCUAUUGCAUGCAUUUGCUCCGCUCUUAUCCUGUCACGAUGCGCCUAUCGUAUUUACCAUGGGUACAGGGGCAAUGGGGGUUCCCAUCGAAUCUGGCAUGCCGACGACAUUUAUAUGGCCCUUGCUCUAAUGCCUCUCACCUCGCGCACCGUCUGCAUCGCCCUAUCAUUCACCUUGAACCCCUCUAGCUCACGCCUGCCUGUAACCAAGGAGGAGGCAGCAGCUCAGAGAACGACUGUCGAGAAGCUUGAACAUGAUCGGACUGUUGGGAUUUCGCUACUAAUCGUAACUCGUUUGAGCUACACUCUGAUGAUGUGGAAGCUCGCUUCCAAGGAAGACCAACCUGUGUGUCAGAAAGGCAUGGUUUACUUCUUCGCUCUGGCCGCAGGCAAUAUCAGCACAGAUAUUGCACUACUCAUACUGCCUUUCCCGACCCUCUCAACGGCGAGAUUGAACACGAGAACUAAGAUCCAACUCGGAAUCUUGUUCAGUAUCGGCAUUUUAGUCAUUACUAUUACAAUUGUGCGAGUACCGCUUAUCCUCGGCGAUGCCAUGUCUCAAAAGGCUCGGUCCACAUGGGCAACUAUAGAGAUUCUCUGCAGUUGCAUUGUGGCUAACACGUCUUUCUUCUAUGGGAUCUUGAGAGAGCUUGGGCAACAUAAGGGUACACAGCCUUCAGCUUCCGAUCCGAGUAGAUCAGAAGGUCCAUUCUAUCUGCAGAGCAAAGGAGCAGAUCACCGCUGUUAUGAGCUACGGCCUGCAAAUAGUGAUGCUGCACACAGUGAUGCCGCAAACAGUGAUGGGAACAAUAAUUCACAGGAACUAAUCAUCGUACCAUAA
Fusarium verticillioides 7600 is the source of this 873-nucleotide messenger RNA. RefSeq lists its product as hypothetical. Lineage: Eukaryota; Fungi; Ascomycota; Sordariomycetes; Hypocreales; Nectriaceae. Bases 1 to 873 code for a protein of 290 amino acids. The record is from RefSeq and is a predicted model, not a curated record. The transcript has 5 exons.